CCCUGACAUGGAAUCAGUCGUGGGACGGUGGACCUCCCGGUCUGAUCUGCUGCAAGCCUGCAUCGAGCGCCCCGUGGCACAUGCAGAUAUAGAAUUGCGCUAAGAUGGAGAAGACUCUGAUAUAUGAUGGGGAAGCUUCGUCCGCUGUCAAGGCCAAGGCGUCCCUUGUCUCUGCCCUAUCUGGUUCCCGCUUCCCUUCAACACAACUUGGUCGUACACACAUCAUCUGUACAUCCUUCAGCAAGAAUUCUUCGACAUGGACGCUAGCAAGGAAAGGAACACGAAGAGGGAGGAGGAUACGACGUCGACGACACCAUCCAAGAUCUCAAGCCUGUUCCCCGACUGGUUGGUAUGGUACAAGAAGCCGGAGUACAGGGACUUCAAGGAAUAUGCCACCGCCAUCCGGACUGGAAGGAGGCCCCUGAGUAGGGACGGGAGAGACAAGAGUCCUAUUCCAGUACGGUUAAGUCUGGAGAGGGUUCUGAACAACCAGACUUGCUCGCCAAUGUCACUGUAUGACUUCUACAUGUAUCUCAAGUACAUCGAGUUCUCACCCGAGAACCUCGAGUUCUUCGUCUGGUUCCGCAACUACGAAGUGUCGUACGCAAAGACCGGAAGUCUCAACGACUUCCCCAUGAUAGAGAAGAACAUCGACCAGUCAUCCUCAUCACGAGACAGCAUGACAGACAGCGCAGUAGACGCAGCGGGCAUGAAGCUUCCUUCCAUCCAAAUGUCCGAGUUUGAGUGUGACCCCGAAACAGCCACCGAGACUAUGGCCAACAUCGUCCACCUCAUCUCCCCGGAGACCGCAUGCAGACCCAACAGCAAAGUUGGCCCAAAUGGUCGCGAUCGCAUCAAGUCAUGGGCCAACGCCUGUGCGAGGCCCAUCUGCGCCAACAAUGUCCCAGCCGUCAUACCGACCCGCAUCGCCCCGACCUCGGCAUACCGCAUCGCGCUCAACGCCGUCGUCAACACAUUCCUUGUCCCUAAUGCCGAGAAGGAGCUCAACAUUCCGCCUGCACUUCGCGAUACCGCUCUCCUCAACCUCCAGAACUCAUCCGACCCGAUCCACCUCAAGCCUAUCGCAGAUCAUGUCUACGGUCUCCUGAAGAACUGCUCCCACCGCAACUUCGUCCGCCUCGGUGUUUCUAACGGAACUUUCGAGACGCUAUGCAUGGCCACCAGCUUCGGCAUCGUCCUGACCAUCGGCGGCUUCCUCUGCGUCCUCCUCAAGGCCUUCGUCCCCUUCAUGGGCGCCAACAGCCGGUGGAACGCAUUCGCCCCCUGGCCGAUGUGGUGCGUCGGCAUGUCUCUUAUCAUCUCUGGUCUUCGUGGUAGCUGCUUCUUCCUGCUGCUCUUCACCAGACGUCAGCCCCUUCCCUGGGAACGCUUCGACGACAACGACUCUCUUCUAUCGCAACGUUCCGGUCUCAUGAAGUUUAUGUCAAGGAUGAUGAUCUUUGAUCGCAAAAUCCGUGUCAAGGAUGUCCACUUGCGUAGGCUGCAACACAAGAUUGUCCUUCAGGCCAUGGUCGGCGGCGCGAUCUUUGCGAGUCUGAGCACGUUGAUUUUCAUCUUCCUGCCCGUGUGGUCGCAGACGGUGAUGCCCCAUAUGUGAAAGUUGCGGAUGUGGUCGACGGACCUGUACUAUGACGGAAGUGUUUUGAUAUAUAUAUUCUUUUAGGACUAACGUCUGAUAUCCCUGGGCGGCCAAAAUCUAUUUUCUUUUGUUUGUUUCAACAAUCCCUUUUCUUCUUUCAUAUUGAUGUAUAAGUUUGGCCGGUGCGCCAUUCAUGAGAUCUAUUUAGACUAGAGAGACUCAAAGCAUUCAUGGUCAUAUUUGAACCCAUACUGUUACUUCAAGGUAUCUGUGACAAGUCCACUGCUCGCUGAAAAGCACUUGUUCUCUUAGACUCCUUGAUCAACCCGGUUGAUGGGACUGGCGAAACGAGGUCUGGCAGCGCUGUGAA
This is a messenger RNA of Colletotrichum phormii, 1970 nucleotides long. RefSeq lists its product as uncharacterized. NCBI's taxonomy places the organism in Eukaryota, Fungi, Ascomycota, Sordariomycetes, Glomerellales, Glomerellaceae. Bases 257 to 1618 code for a protein of 453 amino acids. The transcript is spliced from 4 exons. The record is from RefSeq and is a predicted model, not a curated record.